Aureobasidium melanogenum CBS 110374 is the source of this 324-nucleotide messenger RNA. RefSeq lists its product as uncharacterized. The transcript has a single exon. NCBI's taxonomy places the organism in Eukaryota, Fungi, Ascomycota, Dothideomycetes, Dothideales, Saccotheciaceae. The record is from RefSeq and is a predicted model, not a curated record. Bases 1 to 324 code for a protein of 107 amino acids.
AUGGUGAACAAUCGAGCUUUUGCCAUGACACCUGGCGACGCCAACUUUGAUGGCAUCCACUCUGGUUAUCCUGCCCAGUACUUGCCCGAUAGCAAUUUCACUUACGCUGGCAUCAACUACAUUUUUCCUGAAUACAAGACUUCGGGCGACGAUAACGUACUUGCCCAAGGCCAGGUCGUCACCCCUCCUCGGGGACGUUACUCCAGUAUUUCUAUGCUAGUAGCUGCUGAGUCUGCUGUUGCUACCGGCUACGUUAAUGUCACCUACACAGACAACACUACCUCUUCCGGGCCUGUUCUUGUAGACCCUUUCUGGUCAUGGUGA